Molecule: messenger RNA, 1012 nt
Organism: Dreissena polymorpha
Lineage: Eukaryota; Metazoa; Mollusca; Bivalvia; Myida; Dreissenidae
Exons: 6
Coding region: 77-871 (264 amino acids)
Source: RefSeq, a predicted model, not a curated record
GUAACGGAUGUUUCUAUUUUAGGAUCGGCGCAUAAUAAUUAACGUGUUUAGUAAGAUAAUUCAAAAUGCUGAGUCCAUGAAGAAGGAAUCGGUGGACACGCAAAACAGCUACCUCCUUCUUCAAUCGGAGGUUGAAAAAUGCAUGGGGUCCGCAACUGAAAGAAACAUCUUAAUCGAAGUAAAAAGCAAGCGGCUAAAAGAAGAAUUGGAAAAAGAAGAAGAGACUAACACGGUUGCAGCAAAAUACCUAGAAGAAAUAAACAACGAGAUAGAAAUGGACUUAAAAUCAUUAGAAAAGAUAAAUCUGGAGUUCCAAGCUGCGGAGGAAGCAGGUCGCGCUUACAAGCGAAACUUCUUGGGGAAAUUUUUCUUGAAUAGCGGGAACAACGAAAGGCUUCAGACGGGAAACCAAUUAGAAGAAAUGUAUGGUCGAAAACAGAAAAAACAAAACAGUGUCAAUGAGCGCCUGAAAGAGCUUAACGAGAAAAGGAAUCAACAUCUGCACAAAAAGAAAGAACUCUGCAAUAUGCAAGCUGGCCUGUGCAAUGUCGAAAGUUUGCGUCAGGCAAUUAUCCAUCUCAAAGACGUAGACGGUCGGUUCAAGAGUGUCAUUCAGUUGUGGGAGGACACUGCUACUACACUCAGGUCAUGGGAAGUGAACCUAAAGGAAAUAGAAAUCAUGCAAUACGCAAAACAGUUAAAGAAGUAUACGAGAUCUGUCAAAAAGCACUGCCAGAUAUUUGGCACAAUAUUCACCAACUACGUCAAGGAAAGCGACUCUAAUAUCAUAGGGCUCUACAAUUUCCUGUCACGUUCUAUCUACCACACGUCUGAUUCCGACAGAGAGGCGACGCAGGGGACAUUGAUUUAAUUUGUUUAAAACUAAAUGAAUCCGUUAUGAUAGACUGUAGAGAUUUGUCGCAAUAAUACAAUAUCAUAGGUUAUUACGUAAUCAAUUCUGUAAAAUAAUGUGUAUUUCUCUUUGUUUCUCAAGGAAUCGAUAGACAAUUUA